Plasmodium vivax (malaria parasite P. vivax) is the source of this 1056-nucleotide messenger RNA. RefSeq names its product 60S ribosomal protein L9, putative. Gene Ontology annotation, cellular component: ribosome; cytosolic large ribosomal subunit. The transcript has 2 exons. The coding region runs from base 1 to 573 and encodes 190 amino acids. NCBI's taxonomy places the organism in Eukaryota, Apicomplexa, Aconoidasida, Haemosporida, Plasmodiidae. Gene Ontology annotation, biological process: cytoplasmic translation. The record is from RefSeq and is a predicted model, not a curated record. Gene Ontology annotation, molecular function: rRNA binding; structural constituent of ribosome.
AUGAAAACCAUCGUGUCAUCGCAGAAGGUCAUCAUCCCCGAAGGAGUCCAAGUGGCGAUAAACUCCAGGAAGGUGACCGUGACGGGAAAGUACGGAACGCUGAAGAGGUCCUUCCGACACCUGCCCAUCGAUGUGCGCCUGAACAAGCUGAAGAAGUACAUCAAGGUGGUGAUGUGGUUCGGAGUCCCCGACCGACUGGCAUGCAUCCGAACAGUCUGCACACAUUUGAAAAAUAUGUUUACAGGAGUUACCAAGAAGUUCCUUUAUAAAAUGAGACUCGUACAUGCCCACUUUCCAAUUAACUCAAAUAUCGUAGAUAACAACAAGUCCAUCGAAAUUAGAAAUUACUUGGGAGAGAAACGAGUCCGUUUUGUAAAGGCCCUUCCAGGGGUACUCAUUGAGAAGUCCCCCAAUGUGAAGGAUGAAAUUUACGUCAGCGGUGCUGACAUUGAGAAUGUCUCCCUCACGGCAGCGUUAAUUCAUCAAUCCGUUUUGUGUAGAAAUAAAGAUAUUCGGAAAUUUUUGGAUGGAAUUUACGUCUCGGAGGUGACUACUGUUGAGAAGGACGAGUAGGGGAGGCGGCUCUCCACGCGCAUGGGCGGCGUGUGUAGUGUACGCGCAUCAUGCGGCAACGAUUUCUGUUCGGACCAGUGCCUUCGCCGCGACCACCGCGGGUACAUCUUCGUGACGCUGUACCUUUGCAUGCCCCUAUGCCACUGUGCACGUGCUACCCUUUUAACCCUGCCACUUAAUUAACCCCCAAGUAAAACUCCAAUUUUUUAUUUUAAAAAUGUUCAGCUAAAGCGGUACGCCGCGGGUGUGUCAAAGGAUGACCAACUGGCACGGCCGUGGAAAUGCGAAAAUGCGAAGUGGUGGUUUUUCGAACAGUGCGGCGUUGUAACCACGGGAGGUUUGAGGAGGUUCCCUUUUGGCAACUCCCUCCAACGGGGGGGUACUACCCCCAAGAGGUGUUAGCAGCGGUGCUUCGCUUCUGUGCAUAACUACCUCCUUGUAAAAAGACUUUUUUUUCACCACCAGUUGCGCGUACCAAGUGAA